Messenger RNA from Diabrotica virgifera virgifera (western corn rootworm), 1653 nucleotides. RefSeq lists its product as uncharacterized. Lineage: Eukaryota; Metazoa; Arthropoda; Insecta; Coleoptera; Chrysomelidae. The record is from RefSeq and is a predicted model, not a curated record. The coding region runs from base 1 to 1653 and encodes 550 amino acids. The transcript is spliced from 2 exons.
AUGGCUGGAGUUUUCGUCAAUACGAGAAUAUGCGUUCGGCGAGCCUUGACCUACACGUGCCGACAUAGGGGAGAUGUCCCCUGGUUAUUUUUCCACGUUCCUGGAAAUGGUAGAAUGGACAAUGAGCUAAGGAGGACAGCCCCCUGGGAGGAUGCGCAAUGGGUCAAUUGUGGCCUAAGUGCUGUGGGCUUGACUCGCCCUUCUUACUCUAAAGAUACAGAGAUAGUACGGGACUUUUCCGGUGGGCCCGAAUCUUGGCUUCGGGAUGGAGUACGCAGUAGUGAACUAUUUCCUGAAGACACCUACACAGUUUAUCGUAAAGAUCGAAGUUUUGGCAAGUUUGGAGGAGGAGUGAUUUUUGCUGUAAAUAAUAACGUGUGUCAUUCAGAACAACAUAGUGUAGUGUUUCCUAUAGAAAAAAUUGAUGUUUUAUGUGUUAAAGUUUUCAAAACCAAUAUCAAACCAAUCUUCUUUAUAACAGUUUAUAUUCCACCUAACGUGACAUUUAGUGAGUAUUCUGAUUUUUUUGACUAUAUUGAAACUUUCCAUGAAACUCAUGAGGUCGUUUUGAUUGGAGAUUUUAAUUUAACAGAUCUUGCGGCAUAUUAUGUUAAUAAUAGUCAAAUAACUCCUUUAAUUAAUAGAUUUGUUCAACUAUUAAACUAUACAGAUUCUGUACAAUGUAACAAAAUAAAAAAUAUACAUGGAAAGAUAUUAGAUUUGAUUGUAACACCGUCAGUUUUUAGUUGCGAAGUUACACCUGAAGUCAAUGCCUUAGUUCCUAUUGAUUAUCAUCAUCCUGCUUUAACUUGUUAUUUUCCGUAUGAAGUCAAAGAAGAUGAAUAUUUUGUUCCGAAUCAGAAACGUCUUAAUUUUAGAAAAUAUAACGUAAAUAAAUUUAACAAACUUUUAACCGAAAUGGACUGGAGUCAUUUAAAACAUUUUUCAGAUGUAGAUUCUGCUGUAGAUUCGUUUAGUUUGUCUCUCCAAGAAAUUAUAGAUAAAUGUGUUCCACUUAGUUCAACUAGAUCUCAAAAAUAUCCAGCAUGGUUUACAUCUGAAAUAAUCGCCAAAGUUAAACGUAAACAUCAUUAUCUGAGAAUGUAUAGACGAAGUAAAUAUUGUUUUUACCUCCAACGAGCUAAAGAUCUCAGGAGAACUAUUAAAUUAGAAAUACAACUAGAAUAUAAAAAAUUUAUUGAAAGAUCCCAAAAUUCUUUUAAGUCAGAUGCGAGACAAUUUUGGAACUUUGUUAAUGCCAAAAAUAAUAAAUCACGGAUACAUGGUCUGAUGAAAUACGGUAGUGAUAAGUUUACCACGAGUCAAGAUAUAGUAAACGCAUUUGCAAACUUCUUUAAGAGUGUUUAUAUUUCUGAUAGUAAUAGCUCUCCUUCUGUUACAUCUUAUUUUAAUUAUAAUCCAAGUUCUUACUUUAAUAUCGGUAAAAUUACCAGUAACGAUAUUAUAGAAGGUGCAAAGAAAUUAAAAAAUAAAUUUUCCUGCGGUCCUGAUAAUUUUCCUGUUUCGAUACUUAAAUGUCACGUCGAGUCAUUCAUAGAACCACUUGUUGUAAUUUUUAACCUCAUUCUUAAGACAACAGCAUGGAAAAAUACAAGCUGCGUGGAAAAAUACAAGAGUUUGUCCUAUUUUUAA